CGCGGAAUCUGGAGGUAACAGCUCCCCACUUUUUGUGGAUGACGACAUUCCCCUCUCAUUCGCAGAAGAGCAAAGAAGGUGCUGAAGAGGCUCUUUCCUGGAGAUCCGAGCUUCCUCACGUAAUAGCCGAGCGAGCAACUGAGCAAAGCGUACCUCUCGCAAUUGACAUCAUCCUGAUUUGCACCACCCGCCGUUAGUCAACUUCCGUUGAUCUCAAGGAACACGAAAAUGUCGUCCGCUCUCCUCCGAACCGCUCCUGCUCUCCGCGCAGCUCUCCGAGCUGGUGCUGCGAAGCCUGCUGCCGCUGCCAUGGCCAGCACCAGCUUUGUUCGCGGCAAGGCCACUCUGCCCGAUAUGCCUUACGACUACGGCGCGCUUGAGCCCUACAUCUCGGCCCAGAUCAUGGAGCUUCACCACUCCAAGCACCACCAGACCUAUGUCAACGGCCUCAACACCGCCCUCGAGACCGUCGAGGACGCCAAGGCCAAGGGCGACUUCUCCAAGGCUGCCGCCCAGGCGCCUUUGAUCAACUUCCACGGUGGCGGCCACAUCAAUCACUCUCUCUUCUGGGAGAACCUGGCCCCCGCCAGCAGAGAUGGCGGCGGUGAGCCCGACGGCAACUUGGCUCAAGCCAUCAAGAAGGACUUUGGCUCCUUUGACACCCUGCGCAAGCAGAUCAACACCUCCCUGGCCGGCAUCCAGGGCAGUGGCUGGGCCUGGCUCGUCAAGGACAAGACCAGCGGUACCCUCGGCGUUGUCACCCGCGCGAACCAGGACCCUGUCACCGGCAACCUCGAGCCUCUGCUGGGCAUCGACGCUUGGGAGCACGCCUAUUACCUGCAGUACCAGAACCGCAAGGCCGAGUACUUCGACGCUAUUUGGAACGUUGUCAACUGGAAGACUGUUGCCAAGCGCUUUGAGAAAUAGGCGACGAAAUAAAAAUGAAUCGUAAAGAAUCACUCAAAACUACACGUUGCAAAU
Colletotrichum navitas is the source of this 981-nucleotide messenger RNA. Its product is annotated as iron/manganese superoxide dismutase domain-containing protein. Bases 229 to 927 code for a protein of 232 amino acids. The transcript is spliced from 5 exons. Gene Ontology annotation, molecular function: metal ion binding; superoxide dismutase activity. The record is from RefSeq and is a predicted model, not a curated record. Lineage: Eukaryota; Fungi; Ascomycota; Sordariomycetes; Glomerellales; Glomerellaceae. Gene Ontology annotation, cellular component: mitochondrion. Gene Ontology annotation, biological process: superoxide metabolic process.